Molecule: messenger RNA, 3529 nt
Organism: Oncorhynchus gorbuscha (pink salmon)
Lineage: Eukaryota; Metazoa; Chordata; Actinopteri; Salmoniformes; Salmonidae
Product: mucin-5AC-like
Exons: 9
Coding region: 194-1450 (418 amino acids)
Biological process (GO): cell adhesion
Cellular component (GO): membrane
Source: RefSeq, a predicted model, not a curated record
GGGAUAGAGAGAGAGGGGGCAAAGGAGAGAGGCCAUAUGAAACCAGCAGAGCAUAAACCACGCUUUAUCCUGCCAGUCUGUCCCGCUCUGCGAGGAAACACGCGACACCCCCAGCCCUCACUCACUCAUUCAUCACGCUCUUUCACACACUUCUACAGACACACACACACAGCGGCUCACAAAGGACUGGAGGAUGGCUGUGUCCAUGAGAAGAAUGAAUGGGUCCUGGAGAGGGAUGGCUCUAACCCUGGUUCUCUGUACUCUGCUCCUACACAAUGAAGUUCACUGUCAAGAUUCCACUGAUACACCUUAUACAUCCGAUGCCAAAGAUGCCCCGGGUGCUGCACCCACAGACGCCCCGGGUGCUGCACCCACAGACGCCCCAGGUGCUGCACCCACAGACGCCCCAGGUGCUGCACCCACAGACGCCCCAGGUGCUGCACCCACAGCCGCCCCAGGUGCUGCACCCACAGACACCCCGGGGGCUGCACCCACAGACGCCCUGGGUACUGCACCCACAGACGCCCUGGGUACUGCACCCACAGAUGCAACAGGAGUCGCAGCCCAUGCAGACGACACUCAAGGUACUGAUGCCACUAUCGAACCCCAAGCCCCUGUAGACGACAAGGCCACAACUGUCGCUAACUCCACAGCUGACAACACUUCUGGGACCAGUACUCCAGUACCAGACCAGGACACUACCUUCACUCCAGUACCAGACCAGGACACUGCCUUCACCUCCAUGGUGCCAGAUCAUGACCCCUUAGCCACCUCUGGCACCACAGCUGGACCUGGUGUCGACACACAGGGCACUGAAGCUACUGAUGACCUGGGUGCACCUGUUGUGCAUCAGGCCCCUGUUUUUGUUCUUCCCACUGUUGAGUGUGUGGACAAGGAGGCAGUGAAGGACAAAGACACAGUCAAGGUGGAGCUUUCUUCAGAAACUAGCUGUUCAGUGACCAAGAGAAUCAUGGAGGAUUCAGCCUGGUGCACAGGAGACUGCAACCUUAAACUGUUCCAGGAGGAGAACUCUAACACACUGGUUUUGACACGCUCUAAUGGUGGAGUCAAAGAUUUGUCAGAGAGGUUGAACAGCCAAGACAUCAAGGGCCAGCUGGGUGUGGUGAAUGCAGCUCCUCAGUGGGGUAAACACUCUUCCACCGUGCUGGUGUCUCUGCUCAUCAGUGGCCUGCUGCUGGCUGCUGCCCUCAUCGGAGGCUACUGUCUGAAGAAACACUGCAGACACAACGCCAAGGGCAUGAGGCUGGCUGAAGAUGCAUACCCAGUGGAUGAGGAGAACCAGGGGAACACCCUGGUGUCUGUGGCGCCUCUCAACCUCCUUGAGACCCGGGAGAAGCCCGCUAACGGGGAUUCCCAAGAGGCCGCCAAGACCCAGCCCCCUCCCACCAACGGCCACUCCACCGCCAACUUGGCAGACACAGAGCUGUGAAGACCCCACUAGAACCCCUGGAGAAGAAUGAAACUUACCCCUCUAUCCCUCCAACACCAAACCUUCCCCUCAGAACACAGCAGAACUCCAUCGACCCCCAUCCUACAGUGGACAUCAAGGACAAAAACUGCCCCUCAUAACCCCAAUAACCCCCACAUAAACACUCCUUCAGACUCUCCAUGUCCCCCACUUCGGCUACAUACAACUCCAUGGUAAAGACAGAUAAGAUUGAUGAUAAGGCUUGAUACUAAUGUGAAUGAUGAUGAUGAUGAUAAUAAUAAUGAGGCCGAGGGCUGUAUCCCUGUCCCUUGGAUGCUUUCGUCAUUCAGGCCUGGAGGUUGGGCCGAGGCAGGACUGGGUGGGGAGGGUUUUACGUUGUUAAUCACCACUGGCUCCAAGACGGUGGCUGGGGUCCCCUCAACCACGCCAUGUGCCCUGCCUGCACGUCAGCAGGUUUAAAGCUUCCUUCCAAAAGUCUGUUAACCAUAAAUAGAAGCAAAGCUUCACAUUCAAUUCAAAUUGGUCCUUAGACCUUAGUUGAUCGCAAAAAAAUAGCAAAAAAAAGUAACAUCCUUAAAUCUGUUUACAAAGUUCUGAGUGGAAUAAAGGAACGCUCUGAGCUUGUUUGUUCAUCUUUGUGCAUGCUUGUGUGUUUGUGCUUGUUUUUUUAUGUAUGGGUGUGUAUUUGAGCUAGCAAUUUUGUGUGUGCAAGACUGUCUGCGUGCAUGUUUUUGCGUGUGUACACCAGCUAUACAUUUUUUUUUCUUUCUCAAUUUUGUGAAAUGUGUAGACAAGGUGAUGGCUUAGGGAGUUAGGUCCCCAGUAGUGGUGAGGAGAGGGGUCCUCUUUUGGCGCUUAAUCUCACUGCCAAUCUGUAGGAGACGAAGCAGGAAAUAGUCUCCCCUUCAUUACUGCAAGCUGAACCCAGAUCAGCCAAUGGUCUGACAGGAGGUAGAAAAAGAAGAUCCACACCGUGUCACCAUGGCAACUGCUGAAAACCACCCCAGACUGAUUUGUAUAAUGUCUGGGUCACAGUGUAGUGUGUAUAUAAAGAGGUCAGGUGUGCCAAUCCUUUCAAAUAAGUCAGUAUUAUGAUAUUUUCAAUACCUUUUGUAAUGGUAUCGAAUUAGACACUUAAUACAUACAUUAUUAUAUUGAACAAUGUUAUAUAAUAUGCUUCUGUUUUAUGUUUUUGUGACUCUUGUGUACUCACACUUGCUUUGUUUUAAGCCACAGAACUCAUUUUCACCAGCUUGCUAUGCAGACAUUCUGUAUAGGAAGGAGUGAUCAUACACAGACAUCAUUUUCACCAGCUUGCCAUGCAGACAUUCUGUAUAGGAAGGAGUGAUCAUACACAGAAAGUACUUGUAGCUUCUUUUCAUUUUUCAUUUUAUGUCAUAUGAAUUCUGAGGUUAAGGUAUUGUUUGGGUCUCUUUUAGUGUGUCUGAAACAUGUCUUUAGCCUAGUUGACCGUAUACGCAGGUAGCCUAGUGAUGAGUGUUGGACUAGUAACCGAAAGUUUGCUAGAUCGAAUCCUCGAGCUGACAAGGUAAAAAAAUGUUGUUCUGCCCCUGAACAAGGCAGUUUAGCCACUGUUCCUAGGCAGUCAUUGUAAAUAAGAAAUUUGUUCUUAACCGAGUUGCCUAGUUAAAAAAUAUACAUGUUGCGCAAAUGCUUGGCAAUACAUUUUAGCAGAACUGCAUUUAAAACACAGCCCAAUCUAUUGUUUAAAAGUACACUCGACAUGCAUAGCAGGGUGAUUUCUUGUUUAUAGACCUCUACAAGUAGAUUAAUUCAUAUAGUCUCCCCUUAAAAUCAGGAACUAAGAGGAAUGUUACAAUUUCCAUUAUGCAUAACAUUACAUCACUGUUUUUGUUUGAUCUAACUGGAGGAAUUUGCCAUUUAAAAAAAACAACAUUUGAGCACAUAAGUGUUACCUUACUUUAAUUUCUACUUUUCAGAAAUGUUCUAUAUUUUUAACAUCCCAAAAUUACUGUUAAUUCUACUAGCAUCAUACAUUUCAAGAAUGGAAAUUGGAAAAUAAAAGAAUGUUUUUAUAAAGUUGACAUUUUGAUCUAA